AUGCUGAACGAUCAGUUCAGUCAUCACCACCUAUUUAAGGCAAUCAGGAAGGUACUGACGAAACGUUCGGUUCCGUCGUCACGACCUGCUCAAUGCAACUCUGCAGUAGAAGCUAAGGUUCAGCAGACGGCUAGUAACAGCUUGAUGCCUCAACCAUUCCCCAUUUGCAACCCCGUGAGUGAAAAGAAGGUUCCGCAGAAAACUUCAAGGAACUCACAGCCUCAACCAUUUGCAGCUCGCAAACCUAGGUUCCAGAAACCAUAUUUCGGUGCUGGCAACUGGACACGUGCCGAUGGAGGCAUUCGCGUUUGGCAAGCGAAGCUCUACGUUCUCACAAGCUUUCUGUGGACCAUUGUGCCUUCGAUUGCGUUCAUCUAUCGGCAUCAAUCCGAUUUCCGGCUUAUCAUGAAGGCACUCAUCGAGCUCAUCAUAGUCGGGAAAAUAACACUGCAAGCUGCUAUCGUUGUGCGCUAUCGGCCGGUACUAGAGCAAAUUUAUGCUGAACUACAAUCCACACUUGACGAAUGCCAUAAAGACACCCGCUAUAAGGUGCAAGUUGUUCUCCGUGAUCUGCAGUCUUUUUCUUCGUUACUGGUGAAAGGUUAUUUGGGGUUUGAAAUAUUCGGUUGUUUGGUUUACUCCGUACUACCUGCCGUCACAACAAUCGUGAAAUAUAUGACUACUGGAAUUGUGCCUCCACUCGCAGCCCCACUAGAAGCAGACUUCAUCUUUGUGGAUUACACAUCGAACUUCUGGAUAUGGCUACUCGUUGCAGUUAUUAGUUUAAUUUUGAUGAUAGCAAAUGUGAUUACGGCCGUUGUCCAAGACAGCCUGUAUUGGUGCUUGGUGCACUAUGUUUCCAGUCUUUUUAAGAUCAUAAGCAUGGAAGUUGAACGACUGGAUGAAUUUCACCAGGAUGACCAACAAUUUGAGCGGGAACUAGCAAGGAUCGUUUCAAUGCAACAUGUUGCUUAUAGCAGUGCUACUGGACUAAAAUCAGCCCUGAGUGGAUUGCUUCUUCUGCUUUACGGAGGAUGUAUCGUUGUGCUUUGUAUGACUAUGAUGGUGUUAACUAUUGCAAGCGAGGAUCAGCAGCUGUUGCUGAAGAUGGGUGUCAUUCUGUACUACAUAUUGUUUCAGAUUUUUUCGUACUCCAUGCUUGGAACGGAACUGAUGGCAACGAGCGCAUCCGUGGCGGAGGCAGUCUACAACAGCCGCUGGCAUCUUCGUUCGGCUGUUGAACGACGAAAUUUACUAUUUGUUCUGAUAAGAUCCCAGCGGAUGGCGACCCUUACUGCUGCGGAAUUCUUUUCUAUCAGUCGCGCUACCUUCGCCAUGACUAUUCGUUCGGCAUUUUCUUACUUCACGGUUUUGAGACAGUUUUACGGUCAACAGAAUAGGAGCACAGCGGUGUCGUACAGCGAACUAUAA
This is a messenger RNA of Wyeomyia smithii (pitcher-plant mosquito), 1431 nucleotides long. RefSeq lists its product as uncharacterized. Gene Ontology annotation, molecular function: olfactory receptor activity; odorant binding. Gene Ontology annotation, biological process: sensory perception of smell; detection of chemical stimulus involved in sensory perception of smell. Gene Ontology annotation, cellular component: plasma membrane. The coding region runs from base 1 to 1431 and encodes 476 amino acids. NCBI's taxonomy places the organism in Eukaryota, Metazoa, Arthropoda, Insecta, Diptera, Culicidae. The transcript is spliced from 7 exons. The record is from RefSeq and is a predicted model, not a curated record.